CUCGUUGUUAUUGAAUUUCUGUGUUUACAGUCGAUCGGUGCGGCCAGUGGCGCGUUGUUCCGUUCUCAUCGCGUGCUGACAUCAUGAGGCCGAAGUCCGCCGACUCCGAGAAGUGCAAGAAGUACGACAGGCAGCUAAGGCUGUGGGGCGACCAUGGACAAGCAGCUCUAGAGUCCGCCCACGUAUGCCUCAUCAAUGCCACGGCAACUGGCACUGAAGCCUUGAAGAGCAUUGUACUCCCUGGUGUCGGCGCCUUCACGAUCGUCGACGGCCAUGCAGUGACGGCCGAAGAUGUUGGGAACAACUUCUUUUUGGACAGCGAUAGUAUCGGGAAGUCGCGGGCGGAGGCGGCUACCCGGCUUCUCGUAGAACUGAACCCCGACGUUCAAGGCGACUUCGUGGAAGAGACUCCCGAAAAUUUGCUGGAGCAAAACCCCGCCUACUUUUCCAACUUCUCUGCGGUCAUCGCGACUGGCUUGCAAGAAAAGACUUUGCUGGCUUUGGCUGCGAGGCUGUGGGACGCAAACGUGCCCCUCCUGGUGUGUCGUUCUUACGGGUUCAUCGGUUACAUGCGACUGCAGAUGAACGAGCAUCCUGUCAUAGAGACGCACCCUGACAACGACUUCGACGACCUCCGCCUUGACAGGCCGUUCCCCGCUCUGCGUGCUUUUGUCGACUCGAUUAACAUGGGUGAACUCUCGGACAAGGAGCACAGCCACACACCGUAUGUGGUCAUCCUUCUCAAAGCCCUGGACGAGUGGCGUCGGCAGAACGGGUCACAAACCCUUCCCAAAAGUAGUCAAGAAAAGCAGGCCUUCAAGGCCUUAGUUAAGGGUUGGAUAAGGGCCAAGGGAGACCGGGGAAGCGAGGACGAGGAGAACUUCGAAGAGGCUGUGAAGGCAGUCAACAAGUCUCUGACCCCCACGGAGGUGCCCCAUCACGUGAAACAACUUUUUGAAGAGGAAGCCUGCCUGAACAUUACCACGGAAAGCCGGCCGUUCUGGAUAUUGAUGCGUGCCCUGAAGGACUUCGUCGAGAGUGAAGGUAAAGGCGCCUUGCCUGUGCGGGGAACGCUCCCAGACAUGACAUCAGACACGGACCGAUACGUCAAACUGCUCAACAUCUACCAUGCCGAAGCAGAGAAGGACGUCAGGGCUGUUCAUCACAGGGUUCAGCAGCUUCUGACCACAAUUGGCAAGCCUGAAGGCUUCAUCACCGAAUCUGAGGUGAAAGUCUUCUGCAAGAACGCCCACACACUGCGUCUGGUUCGUGGUCGCUCCCUGGCUGCAGAGUACAAUGCCAAAGAGGCCCCCGUCAGCACCAUUUUGACGAGCCUGGAUUCCCCGGACAGCGAGAUAAUUUUCUACUUGAUGCUGAGAGCUGCCGACCAUUUUUACAGCCAGUACAAUCGCUAUCCGGGUUACUUUGAAGACCAGCUCGAGACUGACAUCAGUAAGUUGAAGGCAUCGCUGGGCCAAGUGCUUGAACAGUUGGGCUCUGGACCGGUUGCCAAGGACGACUAUGUCCACGAAAUGUGUCGGUAUGGCGCUGCGGAGAUUCACACUGUGGCAGCAUUCGUUGGCGGCUGCGCAGCUCAGGAAGUCAUCAAGCUGGUCACGGGACAGUACGUGCCAUUGAACAACACAUUUAUAUUCAAUGGCAUGACUACCACCUCGGAGACAUUUGUUUUGUAGCAGCCACAGGCUACUUUGACUCAGAAUUUAGGCAUGAUAUUUUCUCUUUUUUUUUGGCAAUGUGUUGUUCACAAACCCUGUUUUCUUUGUAAACUUUGUGUUGAGAUAAACUACAUGUGAAGGCAGUCAUUUUGACUUCCACCAGUGAAA
Molecule: messenger RNA, 1844 nt
Organism: Dermacentor andersoni
Lineage: Eukaryota; Metazoa; Arthropoda; Arachnida; Ixodida; Ixodidae
Gene: APP-BP1
Product: Nedd8-activating enzyme E1 regulatory subunit APP-BP1
Biological process (GO): protein neddylation
Cellular component (GO): cytoplasm
Molecular function (GO): NEDD8 activating enzyme activity
Source: RefSeq, a predicted model, not a curated record